This is a messenger RNA of Calypte anna (Anna's hummingbird), 5641 nucleotides long. It is a transcript of the gene SELENOO, whose product is annotated as selenoprotein O. The record is from RefSeq and is a predicted model, not a curated record. The transcript has 9 exons. Lineage: Eukaryota; Metazoa; Chordata; Aves; Apodiformes; Trochilidae.
CGCAGGCAGGCGGAUGGCCGGGGCGCUACGCAGCGGCCGCUGCUUCACGCUGCUGUUGCCGCCGUUGCCGGCCGGCCUCGGUCGCCCCGGCUCCCUGGGUGCUUCCAUGCAGCAUCCCGCUUCUCCCCCAGCGCGGCCGGGCGGCCCCGAGGGCGGCGGGGGUUGGCUGAGUGCUCUGCGCUUCGACAACCUGGCGCUGCGCUCGCUGCCGGUGGACGCCUCGGAGGACAGCGGGCCGCGGACCGUGCCCGGAGCCUGCUUCUCCCGGGUGCGGCCCAGCCCGCUGCAGAACCCGCGGAUGGUGGCCAUGUCACUGCCGGCGUUGGCGCUGCUGGGGCUGGAGGCUCCUGAGGCCGGUCGGGAGGCUGCGGAGGCCGAGGCCGAGGCGGCUCUGUACUUCAGCGGGAACCGGCUGCUGGCGGGCUCGGAGCCGGCCGCGCAUUGCUACUGCGGGCACCAGUUCGGCAGCUUCGCAGGGCAGCUGGGCGACGGCGCCGCCAUGUACCUGGGCGAGGUGCUGGGUCCGCGGGGCGAGCGAUGGGAGAUCCAGCUCAAGGGCGCCGGCCUCACCCCCUUCUCCCGACAAGCUGAUGGUCGCAAAGUCCUGCGGUCGAGCAUACGGGAGUUCCUGUGCAGUGAGGCUAUGUUUCACCUGGGAAUACCAACAACAAGGGCUGGAACCUGUGUGACAUCUGACUCCAAAGUUGUCCGUGACAUCUUUUAUGAUGGGAAUCCAAAAAAUGAAAGGUGUACAGUUGUCCUGAGAAUAGCUUCUACUUUUAUAAGAUUUGGUUCCUUUGAAAUUUUUAAACCUCCUGACGAGUACACAGGACGCAAAGGUCCCAGCGUGAACCGAAAUGAUAUUCGAAUACAGAUGCUUGAUUAUGUGAUCAGCACUUUCUAUCCAGAAAUCCAGGAAGCUUAUUCAGACAACAGUAUCCAACGGAAUGCUGCUUUCUUCAAAGAGAUCACAAAACGAACAGCAAGAUUGGUUGCUGAGUGGCAGUGUGUUGGGUUUUGCCAUGGUGUGCUGAACACAGACAACAUGAGCAUAGUUGGACUAACCAUUGACUAUGGACCUUUUGGAUUUAUGGACAGAUAUGACCCUGAGCACAUUUGCAAUGGUUCUGAUAACACAGGGCGAUAUGCUUACAACAAGCAGCCAGAAAUCUGCAAGUGGAACCUGGGGAAGCUUGCUGAAGCUCUAGUUCCAGAACUGCCCUUGGAAAUAAGUGAACUCAUCCUGGAAGAGGAGUAUGAUGCAGAAUUUGAGAAACAUUAUUUGCAGAAGAUGAGAAAGAAACUAGGCUUAAUCCAUCUGGAAUUAGAAGAAGACAGUAAACUGGUUUCUGAGCUCCUUGAAACCAUGCAUCUCACAGGUGGAGACUUCACAAAUAUCUUUUACUCAUUGAGUUCAUUCUCAGUGGACUGUGAUCCCUCAGAACUGGAAGAUUUCUUGGAAAAGCUUACAAGUCAGUGUGCUUCUGUGGAAGAACUGAAAGUUGCUUUCAAGCCACAGAUGGAUCCAAGACAGCUAUCAAUGAUGCUGAUGUUGGCUCAGUCUAAUCCUCAGCUGUUUGCAUUAAUUGGAACCAAAGCAAAUAUAAACAAAGAACUAGAACGCAUUGAACAGUUCUCUAAACUGCAGCAGUUAGCAGCAGCUGAUUUACUCAGCAGAAAUAAAAGCCACUGGAAAGAAUGGCUGGAGAAGUACAGAGUCCGUUUGCAAAAGGAAGUUGAAAGUGUGAGUGAUGCUGAUACCUGGAAUACUGAGCGUGUGAAGAUCAUGAAUUCAAACAAUCCAAAAUAUAUCUUGAGAAAUUAUAUUGCCCAGAAUGCCAUAGAAGCAGCUGAAAAAGGGGAUUUCUCAGAGGUAAGAAAUGUGCUGAAACUCUUGGAGAAUCCAUUCCAGGAAGCAGAUGUUUUCAGGGAGGUGAAGGAAGAUGAAGAAGAGGAGGGAGCAACUGCUACAGCAGCAGCUGCUUGUGCUGAGGAGACCAGAAGCAGACUGUCAUACUGCAGUAAACCUCCACUAUGGGCUUCAGAGCUCUGUGUUACAUGAUCUUCGUAACUGCCUUGUUUUGUUUUUUGCUGUAAAUGGAAGACUCUGAUCCUCCUCCAGCAGUGAAAAAUUCAGCAAGGCAAACAGCAAAGUGCUAUUGAGUUACUGAAACAACCCUACAUUUGGAUGCAUCUGCAGCAGUGUUCAGCUGGGCUGGAUUUGAAGCAGUUGUGGACAAACCAGUGGCAAACAACAGUGUGUGUACAUCAGUAAUUUAAAUGUUUUGAGAUGGAAAGUCUUUCCUUUAUUCAUAUCACAUUGCAAGUAGAAAGCAGUAAUUUAUGUUGAGGCAGGCUGAAUUUCAAACAUCCAAAUGGAACUGUUGUGCUGUGAAGACAAAAAUAGCAAGUCAGGAAUCUGAUCUGUUUUUGUCUGAUGUCUUUAACUAAUAGUACUUCUAAAAUUUAUUUAAUGCUUUCUCUAUGCAGGGACUUUUAGCUCCCUUCAACGGAGGAAUAGAUUCAGUGUUGCUUGUUUGAAGCUGUAUUUCAUUUAAUUAAGCAGUUCAUUUCUUGUGAACCUUCAGAUUGAUAUUUAAUCAUCUAUUUUCAGAGAAUUUGUGCACACUAGGGUUUGGGAGAGCAACUGAAUUAUUUUUUUUUAAAUACAUUAAGAGUAGAAUUAAGGGAGAUUGUACAUUUGCACUUGAAAAUCUUGAUGGUAAAGUUCAGUCAGGUUCAGUAUGUUUGCAUGCAACGUGUAAAUAUUUACUAAAAUUGUGGGUACAGUUUGUAAGCCAAUUCGACUGGGGCAAGACCAGUUAGCCAAAUUAGUGUGGACCUUAAACUACCCUACUACUCAAAUCCUGGUUCAUUGUCUAUUUAUCUGUGUGCUCUUCAACAGAAACUCCAUGAAUGAGAAGCAUGCAGGGGGGGCACCACUCUGGCCUUGUACCACUGUGUUUGCUUUCUGUGGUCUUGGAAGAACUUUACACUGAAAGUUGCUGUUGAUGAACGUGCUGCUUGGGCUUGUGCAAAAGGUUAUGGAGGAGGUGGGAGCUGACUUGCUUGCAAGUUACUUAUUGAUAGUAGUUCAGCUGAGACUUCAGGGGAAAAUUGGUUGUCAUUAUUGUCACACCAGCAAAAAAAAAAAAUGUUCCUUGAUGGGUUAUUACUUAACUUUUUAAAUUUAUUUCUAAAGGACUCUGUUGCUGAAAUUUUGGGAGUUUGGUUUAAUGCAGAAGUUUCUCUUUUCCAAAGACACCACCGUCUUACACUGUGAGCUUGAAUGUACUCUAGGAAAUUCUUCCUCCACCCCUCUGCAAACUUGAUAUUAGCUCAGGUUCAGUUGUGCUCUUGUAAGUCUUCCUCUAAUUUACAAGCUGUGAAAAACAGGAAGAACAGUUGGGCUACUGCUUAUCCAUCUGUACUAACAAUCAAUUUGUCCUCCUUGCUGUCACAGUAAAUAAGUGAUGCUUUAAAUGUAAACAUUGAUUCUGUCUGACCUUCAGCCUAGAGAACCCCAUGCUGGUUAAUGGUUUGUGACAAACUGGAGUCUCUGACAAACGUGGCUCUUCCUGGGACAUUUUGGUCCUUAUAGAAAAGGACAGACUUAAAGCAGCUUGGCAGACUGGGGCAACAAGUCCUGCUAGCUGGGCAGCUGGUUGUCUUCCAGAGAUCCAUUUUUGAAUGAGCUUCAGACUGUCAUCAGGGAUUGUCCUUCCCAUGAACUGGAACCAAACUCUUUCAUGGAAACUUUAAGAGGAAGCCAGUGCUGGGUAAAAAGGAUGGCACCAGGAGGGGGACAGGGAAGGAAGGUGAGCAGGCAAUUUGAAGGGCACUUCAGGGUCCAGUUGGAGUCAAUAACAAGUCCUGUUCCCCAGGGGUUAGUACUGGGACCAGUCUUGCUCAGUAUAUUCACCAAUGAGCUGGAUGAAGGGAUAGAGCACCUUCAGCCAGUUUGCUGGUGACACAAACUGGGAGGCAGCAGCUUCUCCAUCAGAGGAGUGUGCUGCCAUCCAGUGUGACCUGGACAGGCUGGAGAGCUCAUGAAAUUCAGCAAGGACAAGUGUAGGGUCCUGCACCUAGAGAGGAACAACCCCAUGCACCAGUAAAGGUUGGGAACUGACCUGCUCUAAAGCAGGAAAAAGACCCGAGAGUCCUGGUAACUGGGUGACAGUGAGUCAGCAGUGUGCUCUUGGGGCCAAGAAGGCUGGUGGCAUCCUGGGGUGUACCAAGAAAAGUGUGGCAGAGGUUGAGAGAGGUUCUCCUCCCUCUGUACUCUGCCCUGGUGAGGCCCUGUCUGGAGCACUGUGUCCAGUUCUGGGCUCCUCAUUUCAAGAAGGAGAGGGAACUGCUGGAGAGGGCACAGCAAAGGGCUACAAAGAUGAUGAGGGUACCAGAACCUCUCAUGAGGAGAGGCUGAGGGACUGGGGUCUUUUUAGUCUGGAGAAGACUCAAGGAGGAGAUUACCAACACUUACACAUACUCAAAGGGUGGGUGCCAGGAGGAUGGGUCCUGUCUUUUUUCAGCAGUGCCCAGUGACAGAACAAGAGGUAACAGGCACAAACUUGGACAUAGGAAGUUCCAUCAAAACAGGAGGAGGAGCUUCUUUAUUUUGAGGGCGACAGAGCACUGGAACAGGCUGCCCAGAGAGGUGCUGGAGUCUCUGUCUCUGGACAUAUUCAAAACCCACCUGGAUGCACUCCUGUGCAACCUGGUCUAGGUGAACCUGCUCUGGUGGGGUUUGGACUUGAUGAUCUUCAAAGGUCUCUUCCCAACCCCUAACAUUCUGUGAUGUUGUAACUGUGGUUUUGGACAUAGAAUUUAACUACCAAAUUAUUUUAUACCUAAAUAGAGAUCCUUUGAAUAAUUUGCUAGCAAUUUUUUCCCUAAAAUGGGGAAACUGAAUUCAACAGUGAGGAAGGGAAAUGUCACUUCCUGCUGAAUACAUUUUUUGCUUGCACAUAGAUCAAGUGCAACAGCUCUAGAAAGCUUGAAAUGAUAAAUGCAGCCCCUUGGCAUGGCAGCUUAGGUGUGCCAGUCAGUACCGAUUUACUGACUGUAAGAGAGGCAGAGUGUUCCCUGGCUGGUGGGAACACUGCAAGGGCAGCUGUGUAGUUCAGCUGCACUGAAAGUCACUGCUCAGUUCCUCAGUUUAUGCAGUAAUACCAGUGCUUUGUGAUGAUCAGAUCAGCCUGUGGUCUUCUAGCACCCUCAUUUCAAAAGGCAGGCAAUAGUUUCAGUGCUGCUGACAGUGAGUGUGUGAGUGUCUUCAUUCUCAUUGCUGGAGCAGUAUGGAAGCAGAAGGUUGUUCAGGACAAUCAGGCCAAAUUUUGUCCAGGUGAGAACUUAAUCUCUUAGCUCAAUUGUUCAGAAAGAAGGGAAUACAACUUAGAGCAUUUGGGAGUCUAAAUACUUGAAUCUCCCUGAUUUUUACAGCUUGUAUUUGCAAUAAGAAAACCUGAAAAAAGUACUUCUUAUUCACCAGAUAUCCUGCUUGUAUAAAAGCCAUGGACUUGUGCUCAGAAUGAAUUGGUGAUUCUGCCCAUUCUGUUGAAACACUUGAUAAGACUUCAUCUGUGGCUAUAAAGCUUUAACUGCUUUUGCAUAGAAGCAAGUGGUACUCAGACUACAAAAC